AUGUGGAACGCGACGCCCAGCGAGGAGCCGGAGCCUAACGUCACUCUGGACCUGGACUGGGACGCUUCCCCCGGCAACGACUCGAUGACUGACGAGCUGCUGCCGCUCUUCCCCGCGCCGCUGCUGGCGGGCGUCACCGCCACCUGCGUGGCGCUCUUUGUGGUGGGCAUCUCUGGCAACCUGCUCACCAUGCUGGUGGUGUCCCGCUUCCGCGAGCUGCGCACCACCACCAACCUCUACCUGUCCAGCAUGGCCUUCUCCGACCUGCUCAUCUUCCUGUGCAUGCCGCUGGACCUCGUCCGCCUCUGGCAGUACCGGCCCUGGAACUUUGGCGACCUGCUCUGCAAACUCUUCCAGUUCGUCAGCGAGAGCUGCACCUACGCCACGGUCCUCACCAUCACGGCGCUGAGCGUCGAGCGCUACUUCGCCAUCUGCUUCCCGUUGCGGGCCAAGGUGGUGGUCACCAAGGGCCGCGUGAAGCUGGUCAUCCUGGUCAUCUGGGCCGUGGCCUUCUGCAGCGCGGGGCCCAUCUUCGUGCUGGUGGGCGUGGAGCACGAGAACGGGACCGACCCUCGGGACACCAACGAGUGCCGCGCCACUGAGUUCGCGGUGCGCUCUGGGCUGCUCACGGUCAUGGUGUGGGUGUCCAGCGUCUUCUUCUUCCUACCCGUCUUCUGCCUCACCGUGCUCUACAGUCUCAUCGGGAGGAAGCUGUGGAGGAGGCGCGGCGAUGCGGCGGUGGGCGCCUCACUCAGGGACCAGAACCACAAGCAGACGGUGAAGAUGCUUGCUGUGGUGGUGUUUGCCUUCAUUCUCUGCUGGCUGCCCUUCCAUGUGGGAAGAUACCUGUUUUCCAAGUCCUUCGAGCCCGGCUCUCUGGAGAUUGCUCAGAUCAGCCAGUACUGCAACCUUGCGUCCUUCAUUCUCUUCUACCUCAGCGCUGCCAUCAACCCCAUCCUGUACAACAUCAUGUCUGAGAAGUACCGGGUGGCCGUGCUCAAGCUUCUGGGGUUGGAGUCCUUCUCGAAGAGAAAGCUCUCCACUCUGAAGGAUGAAAGCUCUCGGGCCUGGACAAAGUCGAGCAUCAACACAUGACAGCACAUUGAAGCACUGUCAUCGCUUCCUGCUCCACACCAGAAGCCAUAGCCAAGCAGGACUUGGGAGGAAGUAGAAAGUCAGUUUAGGAUUAGAGACACAUGGAUCUGGAAACAAUUGGGGGCGGGCAGUAGAGCCAGAAGGGUAGGGUCUGUGCAGUUUGAUCUGAUUGUGCACUCAUCAGAGUGCUCAUGUGCCAUCCCUGCACACUGUGUCUAUGAUUUUGACAGCUUUUCCACUCAGAGGAAGGAGGAGACACAGACUGGGCACCGUCUUUCCUUCUUAGUGGGUAAACACUAACCUCAUUUGCUUUUCUCAUCAUAAUAAAAAUGAAAUAACAGC
Messenger RNA from Onychomys torridus (southern grasshopper mouse), 1437 nucleotides. RefSeq names its product growth hormone secretagogue receptor (gene Ghsr). Gene Ontology annotation, molecular function: growth hormone secretagogue receptor activity. Bases 1 to 1095 code for a protein of 364 amino acids. Gene Ontology annotation, biological process: G protein-coupled receptor signaling pathway; hormone-mediated signaling pathway. Lineage: Eukaryota; Metazoa; Chordata; Mammalia; Rodentia; Cricetidae. The record is from RefSeq and is a predicted model, not a curated record. Gene Ontology annotation, cellular component: plasma membrane. The transcript has 2 exons.